This is a messenger RNA of Symbiodinium sp. CCMP2592, 1413 nucleotides long. The record is from the annotation of a GenBank genome assembly. Lineage: Eukaryota; Dinophyceae; Suessiales; Symbiodiniaceae.
AUGAAGCUGCCUGAAGCUGACGGGGCUGUGGGCGUGCUCCUGCUGGAAGUAUCGAUGAUGACCCCGCAGCCUGCAGCUGCCUUCCACAUGCCCGAGGCUGAGAUGAUGCGGUGGCUGCUGGUUGCGCUUGUGAGUGUGGCACAGGCCGAGCUCCACACUGAUCAGCUACGGCCGUCCGUCCAGGACGUGCAGAAGAACGUGCACAAGACUUCUCGCGAACUCUUAGAGAGGGAUGCGCAAGCAGCCAUCCACCAUGCGCUGGUCAAGGCGUUCGACAAGGCAUCUGAUCUCGCUUCGGACAAGACCUUGCAUGAGUCACAGGAGGUAGCAGAGGAGGCAGCCACAGAUGCCGCCAAUGAGGUGGCCGAGGAGGUGGCAGAAGAAGUGGCUAAGGAAGCCACGAAGGAGGUGUCAAAGCAAAGGGCGAUGAGCAAAGAGGCGCUGCGCCGAGAGAGGCAAAAGCUCCGCCAGCAUCGCCAGCAUCAGGAGGUGCUCGAGGAACGAAUGGCGAUGCGGGCACGAAGGAUGGCGGAGAGAGAGCAGAGACGUCAGAUCCCAAUCAAGCCCAGUGUGUUCAGCGAGAGCUUGAGUCCCCGAUUGGCGGGCGUCAAGAUCAACAAGCUGAUCGAUGGCUUCCUCUCCGCCAAGCCGGUGAAUGUCAACUCCAACAUCUCCCCCAAGCAUCCCUUGGUCUUCAUGCAUCAGGCCAAGUCUGGAGGCACCUCAUUGAGGCAGGAGCUUCACGAGGCGGCCUACAAUCUUGGUUUGAAGACCUACAUCCCGUGCCACGACGUAGACUGCCAGGAGUACAACACCGUUGGCCACAACGCUGCAGUCUAUGGAGGCCACUUUUGUUGGACCUCCUUGGCAAAGGACUUUGCCCGCCGCGGUGUGAACGACUUCUCCUGCGUGACCAUCUUCCGAGAUCCCGUUCCGCGAGUCCUGUCCUGCUACUCGUACCGGCUGGUCGGGAAGCUGAACUCUGCGCCCACCUGUGUGGCCGACGUGCCUCCGGAGAAGCUGAAGAACGAGCUGCUUGGCCACGCUUGCGCCGACGAGCCCUUCCGCAGGAUCGGCGAUUGCAACGCUGCAGGCGAGAUCGAACACUUUGAGACGAAUCAGGAGCGCGUCAAAGGCUGGAGCCAGACUCUGGCUCACCUGUCCAAGUGCGUUCCCCUGAUCAUCGAGGAGCCCGAGUCCUACAAGGUGGCUGCGGCGGCAUUUCCACAAAUGGCAGACGCGUUCCUGAACCUGGGGAAGGUGAAGCUGAACAAGAACAAGGAGUACGACAGCCAUUGCCAUCCCACUCCAGCGCAUCUGCGUGCCGUUCGAGCUGUGACAUCGCAGGAGUCCAGGAUCUACAAGGCUGCGCGCAAGCGCAUGUGGCAAUUGCAUCGGCUUCUUGUGAAGUGA